ACUUUUUUUUCUCUCUUUCUUUCUAUAAUAUAACAAUGGCUCGCUCCGCUUUUGUUUUUGUGCUUAUGGCUGCAUUGCUCUUGAGCUACACAAUGGCUCAAUCUCCAGCUUCCUCGCCGGUGGCCACUCCACCGAGGAAGGCUAAGACACAUCAUGCGGUGUCUCCGUCUCCGGCGGUCUCUCCAUCAACUAACUCACCAUCGGUUUCACCCAAUCAACCUUCUGCUGCUCCUGCCAACUCUCCAUCGUCCAUCUCUUCUCCACCAUCUGAAGCACAAGGUCCUUCCAGCGGUGCCUUUUUGAACAGAUUUACCGUCACUGGAUCUGCUGCCGUCGUUAUUUUCGCUGCGUCUUUGCUCAUCUAGACGGAUUUCUAUGGAGUUAUCUUUGUUUUAUUUUUCAUUUUUCAUUUUAUUUUCAUGGGCUACAUGAGUUUUAAAUUCUUGUUAUUUAUUUUUUUUCCUUUUUUUCU
Molecule: messenger RNA, 472 nt
Organism: Gastrolobium bilobum
Lineage: Eukaryota; Viridiplantae; Streptophyta; Magnoliopsida; Fabales; Fabaceae
Product: classical arabinogalactan protein 1-like
Exons: 1
Coding region: 36-365 (109 amino acids)
Source: RefSeq, a predicted model, not a curated record